ACAUGUCUGACCUCACUGGGAAUUUAAGACAAUGUUCCACCUCUCUCCAAAAGUCAUUUUAAUACAUGACUUCCAGCUUUAAUCACAAUUUGUAUUAAGUCCAUUGAUAUUGAGUUAUAUAGUGUAACGUAUUUGAUGCACCUUGACAUUAAACCUAGUCCAAAUGAGUACAACACAAAGAGGCAUACUCAUGAUAAUAGUCUUAUUUAUGGACUAAACGUCUGUGAACAUGUCAUUGAUACUAUUGCAAAGAAGAAGAAUAAAGGAGAAGAAGAAACAGACUGAUAAAAAGCGAGCAUGGGAGAUGAUGUGUCGAGCGAAACCAGACUUUGUAAAAGACAGAGAGAAUGAGAGGAACCUGCAGAGAGUUGCUACCAGGGGAGUAGUACAACUGUUCAACGCUGUGAGGAAUCACCAGAAAAUGGUGGAUGAGAAGGUGAAGGAGGCGGGCGGCUCGGAGAGGAAGAAGGCCAAGGUCCUCUACUCUGUCUCCAAGAAAGACUUCAUCAACGUGCUGCGGGGCACAGAGGGGGGCAGCGAGGUCGUCACCAAGACAGAGAGACAGACGACUGGCAGGGAGGCAGAAGAGAAGCCAGCUUGGAGCGUGCUGAGAGACGACUUCAUGACAGGAGCCUCCAUGAAGGACUGGGACAAGGAGAGCAACGAGGAGGGGGAAGAGGAGGAGGCACCAGGGGGUGCAGAGGACUACAACAGCGAGUCGGACUGAGCAGACAGGCCCAUCUGUAGGCAGCCCUACCAGGCCCAAAGACCCCUCUUUUGAAUUUUCUAUAUGGAACCAGGAGCUGAAGAAAGACUGUGGUCAAGGUCCUGUUCUGGCACACAAUUAUUUGCGGCAGGAUCCCUAGUUUGUUUAAUGCUGGUACUCUCUGGCUUGUAAAUGUACCACUGAACAUUUUUCUGUCCGAACUCUGUUGUAUAUAUACCUUUUUUUUGUUGCAUGUCCCUCAAUAAAAAGCCAGUUCAUAAAA
Molecule: messenger RNA, 989 nt
Organism: Oncorhynchus mykiss (rainbow trout)
Lineage: Eukaryota; Metazoa; Chordata; Actinopteri; Salmoniformes; Salmonidae
Product: RRP15-like protein
Biological process (GO): maturation of LSU-rRNA; maturation of 5.8S rRNA
Cellular component (GO): preribosome, large subunit precursor
Source: RefSeq, a predicted model, not a curated record